Drosophila willistoni is the source of this 898-nucleotide messenger RNA. It is a transcript of the gene Npc2b, whose product is annotated as ecdysteroid-regulated 16 kDa protein. The transcript is spliced from 3 exons. Gene Ontology annotation, molecular function: sterol binding. NCBI's taxonomy places the organism in Eukaryota, Metazoa, Arthropoda, Insecta, Diptera, Drosophilidae. The record is from RefSeq and is a predicted model, not a curated record. Gene Ontology annotation, biological process: intracellular cholesterol transport. Bases 123 to 605 code for a protein of 160 amino acids.
UGGCUUAGUUGUUGUUCAUAAGCCGCGCCUGAAGCACCACGUGAAUACGCGCUCUGUAAAGUUUGCAUACGGAAAUUUUAAAUUAAUUGUGUCUGAAAAUUGCCAACUUUGUAGCUGCCAAAAUGAAGCUCAAUUCAGUGCUAUUGUUGAUCUGUGCCACAUCUGUGCUGGGAUAUACAAAUGCCACUGAUGUCAGGCCCUGUCCAAAGUCCAAAGCCAAGGCAUUGCAAGCAGGUGAUGUAACCAUCUCGAAUUGCCCAAAAAGCAAAUGCAUUCUCAAACGGAAUACAGAGGCCAGCAUUAUGAUGAAAUUGAAGCCAGAUCGUGAUUUUCAAGAACUAAAUUCCGAUAUACAGGGCAUUAUAUUGGAUGUACCAUUGCCAUUCCCUGGAUAUUAUGGUACCAGCGCUUGUCCACAUAUCUACGAUGAAUCCGGCGAGAAUAAAGUGGGCUGCCCAUUGAAAGCUGGACAAACAUAUCUCUAUAAGAAUAGUUUCAAAAUUUUGCCCGUUUAUCCCACUGUCAGUCUAGAGAUACAUUGGGGUCUGGGUGAUAAGGAGGGCGAUGUAGGCUGUUUCCAAAUUCCAGCAAAAAUCAAGGCCUAAAAUUCUAAAGGAUUUCAUAAGAUUCUAUUUUUAUUUAAGCUUUAAAAAUCGUAUAUGUAUUGUAUAUAUUGUAUGUACUAUAUAUAUAUAUAUAUAUAUAUGCAUAUAGGGUUUAAUUAAGAGCAUACUAAGUUAAGAAUUGGGCAAAAAAUCGUGACAAUAUUGCGACAUCCAGCCAGUGACGCAAUAUUGAAGGAUUCAAAGUUCAAAGAUGAGAGAUAAAAAUUGUGUUUAAUUGUAAGUGUAAAUGUAAAUGUAUAUAAUAAAUAAACAACCAACAUUUAAAACUUUAA